Messenger RNA from Aaosphaeria arxii CBS 175.79, 1428 nucleotides. RefSeq lists its product as uncharacterized. NCBI's taxonomy places the organism in Eukaryota, Fungi, Ascomycota, Dothideomycetes, Pleosporales. Bases 1 to 1428 code for a protein of 475 amino acids. The transcript has 4 exons. The record is from RefSeq and is a predicted model, not a curated record.
AUGAGUGACGUCCCAAAAAUCGGUUCUGCGCCCAAGACGAGCUUGAAGAAACCUUCGAGUAGAGUUGGGAAGAGCCGAGAAGCACACAAAGUCAGCAACAAGAAGAUCCAGCUCACUAAAGGUGACCCGCAGAAGACUCGAAGUUUUGUGAAACUCGAUUGCAGUGAAGGAGAACUUACGGCAUAUCUCGGCUAUACUGAUGUGGCGCAACUCCGAAAUUUUGCCCUGUCUCCAUACGUACUGAAGUUUUACAACCACCUACUUGAAGAUGACGAUCCGCUGCGGAAGUAUCAGGUCUUGGAGUUGCUUCGAGAUCGCCCUGGGCUGUUCACAACUGACGACAAGCCAUCAAGAGUAUUUCCAUUUCAGGAGGAUAAGAAACACAUCGCUCAUCGUCAGGCACUCAGCACUGCACAGAUGGUUCGCGCCAUCAGAAAAGGGGAUUUUUCGCAAGCUAUCGUCCAGACUACCCAUUCGCGGUUUGAGGAGCUCACCAAGCGCAGGCCUCCACCAAUUAAUAUGGCCGACUUGAGACUGCCAACGUUGGGUCCGCUGAAGAAACUAGGAGAGGACGAUUUGGAGGCAUAUAAUAGAGCGAUCAAUCUUCUUCGCUAUAUCCGUUAUUCGACGAACAAUUCAGUCUGGCCCAAGCGAUUUGGGUCUCAGAACUGGGAUAACGCCAUCACUGUCAAACCAUCCCAUAUCCCUGUAUGGAUGCGACCAGAGAAGAUGGUUUCUUCAGAAAGCGCCUUUUUGAAUGAUGUGGGCGAACCUACUGCAGAAGAUGACCAGGCCGGACUGGGUAAAAGCCGACUAGUGGUCAAGAUGAUAUGGCGAUUGGAAGCAAUGGACGCAGAAUCGCAGGCUUUCAGAGAGCACAUCAAAGAGAUGGAUCCAGAGGUCUCUUUACCAGGCACCAUGCAGCUGAUCCACAUGGAGCCAUCGACCACCGAAGCGCAGUUCCGUGACUUCAUACGGCAACAGUACUCGAUGCAGGAAAUCAAGGCAGAGAUUGACCACGUCUGCUUGAGGGUGGAUCCAGGUGAGAAGUCGGACCAGUUUUACAGCUUGUCGAGUUCAAACUGGGCAGACUUGAAGGAAAUCUUGUGGAAUGCCGCCUCUGCUAAUGCUGAAAUUCCCUACGACACUGCACUUCCAAACGCUAUCUUCUACCUAUUCGUCAGGAAAAGCGAUAUUGGCGUUCCUAUCGAGGAAGAAAUGGAAGAAAGCCACCGAAGGGAGCUUCAAUCCACUGAAACUAUUGCAAAAGGUGGAAGAACGGAAUGGCAAGCAAGGAGGACGCGGGUAUCAGACACUGGUUUAUUCACUCGACUGGCUAAAAGAUCUAUCAGUAACUCACCUCGGAAGGAGAGGACUCAACACUGGUAUGAUAUACAGGCACAAAUAGUGCCCGCUGCCCUCUUAUAG